Molecule: messenger RNA, 1042 nt
Organism: Cydia splendana
Lineage: Eukaryota; Metazoa; Arthropoda; Insecta; Lepidoptera; Tortricidae
Product: glutathione S-transferase 1-like
Exons: 6
Coding region: 85-735 (216 amino acids)
Biological process (GO): glutathione metabolic process
Molecular function (GO): glutathione transferase activity
Source: RefSeq, a predicted model, not a curated record
AAUCGACUUAGUGCAAGACGCUCGUCUGCAAGAGCGUGGAGCUAACGCUAACUUAAAUACAUUUACUUUACAGUUGCGGCCAAGAUGGUGCUCACUCUGUACAAGUUAGACGCCAGUCCGCCGGUACGAGCAGUGAAGAUGGUGAUAGCAGCCAUCAACCUACCUGAUGUGGAAUAUGUUGACGUCAAUUUGCUACAAGGCGAUCAUCUCCAAGAAGAUUAUAUCAAGAUAAAUCCACAACACACGAUACCAACAUUGGUGGAUGAUGACUUCGUUAUUUGGGAUAGUCAUGCGAUUGCGACCUAUCUCAUAAACAUGUACGCUGACAACGACUCUCUGUACCCAUCGGAUCCAAAGAAACGAGCCCUGAUCGAUCAAAGAAUGCACUUUGAUAGUAGCAUUCUGUUCCCACCAGUACGUGAAGCAGUAGGCCCAGUUAUUUUCGGAAACGACAAAGCAUUCCAGCCUGAAGUGCUACAAAAAAUCCAAAACGGCUAUGAGUUCACCGAAAAGUUCAUCACAGGGGAGUGGUUGGCCGGUGACGACGUGUCAGUAGCAGACAUCUGCUGUGUCGCCACUAUCAGCACCGCGAACGAGAUUUUACCUAUAGACGAAAAUUUAUUUCCAAAACUGGCCGAAUGGAUUAAGCGUUGCUCCGAACUGGAAAUCUAUAAAAACGAAAACGAACCUGGAUUGAAUCUUUUCAGUCAGAUACUGAAGAGCAAAUUGGCUUAAAUUUGAAUUAUUGCAAUGUAAAUCUGAGACAAAAGUAUAUAAAUAAAAAAACCAUACAACCGAAUUGAGAACCUCCUCUUUUGAAAUCUUGAAGUCGGUUAACAAGUAGGUAAAUACUUAGAAUAAAGGAAAAGGUUUGGUUGUUUCCAGAGCAUAUUAUGGGUAUUCAAUUAAAGGUACCUACAUAUUUGUAGAAAAAUAUCAGUUUCCGCAGGAAAUCUUACUCAAUGUGCAUUAUUCAAUCUAGGUAAAUACUUAUCUAAGGAUUUACGACACGUUGUCUGUUUCUCAUGUUAAAAUAACGUAA